Messenger RNA from Condylura cristata (star-nosed mole), 3099 nucleotides. RefSeq names its product suppression of tumorigenicity 13 (colon carcinoma) (Hsp70 interacting protein) (gene ST13). Lineage: Eukaryota; Metazoa; Chordata; Mammalia; Eulipotyphla; Talpidae. Gene Ontology annotation, molecular function: Hsp70 protein binding; protein dimerization activity. Bases 457 to 1566 code for a protein of 369 amino acids. The record is from RefSeq and is a predicted model, not a curated record. The transcript has 7 exons.
GGCCUCGCGGCCUGAAGGGGCGGCUCCUUGCAGGGGGUAGUCCCUCCCGAUUCCUUGAAAGCACCACAUAAAGCGGUCGGCCCCUCCAGAGAACUGGGUCAGAGCUAAGAGAAAAUGGUCUCAAUGUGAGGCUCAGGAAAGACUGAAAAUGAAAGCCCUCAAGCAGCCAUUAGGAAAUCACAAAAACAUUCACGUAAGCAUGUUUACGCGCACCGAUGCACAGAGAGGCAGGCAUCGGUGUGAACAGCCGCACUUCUAGAAGGUUCUACAGUGCGCAGGAGCGCAGGGAGAGGCGACGGCCCGAGGGAGCGAAGGACCCUGGGUCACGAGACCGUUGGGUGGGCGGGGCCAGCGGCCGGGCUGCUCUGGUCUGUUCGGCCUCGCGGCAGCCGCCCCCUUCGCUUGGUCACGCCGCGCUCGCCCCGGGCUUGGAAUCGGGCCCCGCCGCCCCCGGCCAUGGACCCCCGCAAAGUCAGCGAGCUCCGGGCCUUCGUAAAAAUGUGUCAGCAGGACCCGAGCGUCCUGCACACCGAGGAAAUGCGCUUCCUGAGGGACUGGGUGGAGAGCAUGGGGGGUAAAAUACCACCUGCUACUCAUAAAACUAAAUCAGAAGAAAAUGUCAAGGAAGAAAAAACAGGUAGUAACAAGGCGGAGGAAAACAUAAAGACAGAGGAGCCACCAAGUGAAGAAAGCGACCUAGAAAUUGACAAUGAAGGUGUGAUUGAACCAGACACUGAUGCCCCUCAAGAAAUGGGAGAUGAAAAUGUAGAGAUAACAGAGGAGAUGAUGGAUCAGGCAAAUGAGAAAAAAGUGGCUGCCAUUGAUGCCCUAAAUGAUGGUGAGUUACAGAAAGCCAUUGACUUGUUCACAGACGCCAUCAAGCUGAAUCCUCGCUUGGCCAUUCUGUAUGCAAAGAGAGCCAGUGUCUUCAUCAAAUUACAGAGGCCAAAUGCUGCCAUCCGGGACUGUGACAGAGCUAUUGAAAUAAAUCCUGAUUCAGCUCAACCUUACAAGUGGCGAGGAAAAGCACACAGACUUCUGGGCCAUUGGGAAGAAGCAGCCCAUGAUCUUGCCCUUGCAUGUAAACUGGAUUAUGAUGACGACGCUAGUGCAAUGCUGAAAGAAGUGCAACCUAGGGCUCAGAAAAUUGCAGAACAUCGGAGAAAGUAUGAACGAAAGCGUGAAGAACUAGAGAUCAAAGAAAGACUAGAACGGGUUAAGAAGGCUCGAGAAGAACAUGAGAGAGCCCAGAGGGAAGAAGAAGCCAGACGACAGUCAGGAGCUCAAUAUGGCUCUUUUCCAGGUGGCUUUCCUGGGGCAAUGCCUGGUAGCUUUCCUGGAGGAAUGCCUGGAAUGGGAGGGGGCAUGCCUGGAAUGGCAGGAAUGCCUGGACUCAAUGAAAUUCUUAGUGAUCCAGAGGUUCUUGCAGCCAUGCAGGAUCCAGAAGUUAUGGUGGCUUUCCAGGAUGUGGCUCAGAAUCCAGCAAAUAUGUCAAAAUACCAGAGUAACCCAAAGGUUAUGAAUCUCAUCAGUAAAUUGUCAGCCAAAUUUGGAGGUCAGGCGUAAUGCGCUGACAGAUAACACCUAUGCUGAAGGAAAAGCAACUUAGAUCACCUAAUGGAUGUCGCAAUAAUACAAACCAGUGUACCUCUGACCUUCUCCUGAAGAAAGCUGGGGUGCUUUGAAGAUAAUCCCUACCCCUGUACCCCAAAUUGCAGCUGAAAUAUUUUACAGUGGUUUGCCAUUAGGGUAUUCAUUCAGAUAAUGUUUUCCUACUAGGAAUUAUAAACUUUAAAUACUUUUUAAACCUUAAAAAUAUUUAAAACAAAUUAAAAGGGUGUGUUAAUCCCUACAGUUUUCUUUAUUAAUCAUUUUGGGAGUUUUCUUUGAAUUACUUGGGCAAGGAAGAUGAUUCAUUGUUCAGUUUGAGAGAUAUUAGUUGGAGGUAAAUAAGAAAUUGAAACAAAUUGUUUGAAGUUGGAUAUAUGGUCUCUGAGGCAUUUUAAUUUGUCUUUUUAAAUGCUUUAUUUAAAAAAAUAUUUUGACAAAACUGUUGGGACCAUCCGUAUUUGAGUGGGACUAGGUGGGGACUGGAAGGCCUUGGCUGGGCAGCAGCACUCACCCCGGGUCCAGUGACACCCAUGUGCGGGUGCAUUGACAUCUUACACUGUAUUGAAGGGAUUAUUUUUUAUAAUGCUGCAGUCAAGUUGGCUGACUUACCUAUUGUCAGAGCUAUGAAAUAAGUGUUUAAUGUUAUUUCCACAUAGGGAAAAUAGGGAAAUACUUUCUUUUUUUCUAGUUCUGUUUUUAUUACCUUUCCUGGUUGGAAGGUUGGCCUUCUCUUUGUCUUAUUUUCUGCUUUCAUAGUUUUCCCUCCCUUACUGUUCUUGGGCUAAAGAUAGUCCAUUUCCACUAGUACCAUCACUGCUGCCAUCACUCACAGUAUAAUUGUGCAAGCAUUUUUAAUGCUGAGUUCAAUUUAAUAUAUUACAUACAGUAACUAUGAAGGGUAAUACCCCAGACAGCUGUAGUUUCUUACUUGGUGAGAGGUUUCAUGUUUAAUUGUCUUAGAUUUCCACUUAGGUAUAAUUUUAUCACAUCAAAAGAUGUUGGAAGGAAGGAUUCCUUUUGGUUUUUUAUUUGGGAAAUAACUUGCCAUUUGAAUCUUGUAGUAUUCAUCUUUGUAUUUUGGAGCAUGUGAGGUUUGAGUAUAAGGAUGUACAUACACAGUGGGGAACCUAACUUCUGAUCUAACAUGAGUUGGGAAAUUGAUGACAUCCAUUGGCUUGUCAUUGUGGAGUUGGUGGCAUCAUGAGAGAUUGUUUUCUUCUUCAGCUCUUAAAUACUAUGGCCAUAUCACCACCCUCUCUUUUCUUUCCUCUAUCUCCUCCAAGAAUAAAGAAAAUAGGUUGUCUGUAAAACAUUCAACUUUCCAUUAAAUAAGCUAAAAUUCAGGCAUGGCACCAAGAAUUCUCUAGGUUUCUCCCUAUUUUUCAACUUCAAUUGCUUGUAUUUGAAAGCAAUUACAAAGGGUGAGACCCUCUGUAUUUUGAUUAUUUGAAGAAUCAGUGGUAGAAGCAAUAAAGAAAUUCCAUGGAA